AUAACCCAUUUCAGACAUCUUUACAACUUUCUUUUCUUUCUCAUCUGUACCUUCUAUUUCAGACAAACAAACCUGCAACAAACUUCAGUUUAUAAAAAGGGAAUCUUAUAACACCACUUGAGUUAAGGAAUCUCAGAAGAAUCUCUCUACCUUAUGGUGCUUCAUUGAUAUUUUGAAAGCAGCUUGCAUAUCUCAAUGGAAGAUAGUUUUCUUCAAUCUGAGAACACAGUUAUGGACACUGAGUUCAUGGAUGGGUUGUUACUAGAUGGUUGUUGGUUAGAGACAACAGAUGGAUCUGAGUUUCUCAACUUAACUCCUUCAACCCCUUUUGAUCCAUCUUCCUUCAUGUGGUCUCCACCUCAAGACACGUCAGCAAUCUGCACAUCAGGAGUAGUAUCCCAAACCUUUGGUCAGGAUUGUGCAGAUGAGUUUCAGUGGAACAAAAGGUGGUGGAUAGGACCAGGAGGUGGUGCCUCUUCAGUUACUGAGAGAUUGGUUCGAGCUGUUGAACACAUUAAAGAUUACACAACCGAGAGAGGCUCCCUAAUACAGUUGUGGGUUCCUGUUAAUAGAGGUGGUAAGAGAGUUUUGACCACUAAGGAACAACCGUUUAGCCACGAUCCGAGUUGUCAGAGACUUGCAAACUAUAGAGAGAUCUCUGUGAACUAUCACUUCUCUGCUGAGCAAGAUGACUCAAAGGCCUUAGCUGGUUUGCCUGGAAGGGUUUUCUUGGGGAAGCUUCCUGAGUGGACUCCUGAUGUUAGGUUUUUCAAGAGUGAGGAGUAUCCUAGAGUCCAGCAUGCUCAGGACUGUGAUGUCCGUGGAACACUAGCGAUUCCGGUGUUUGAGCAAGGGAGUAAGAUUUGCUUGGGUGUUAUUGAGGUUGUGAUGACUACUGAGAUGGUUAAACUAAAACCUGAGCUUGAAAGUAUCUGCAGAGCACUUCAGGCAGUUGAUCUUAGGAGCACUGAACUUCCUGUUCCGACUUCUCUAAAGGGAUGUGACUUAUCCUAUAAAGCUGCAUUACCAGAAAUCAGAAACCUCUUGAGAUGUGCUUGUGAGACUCAUAAACUACCUUUAGCUCAGACAUGGGUCUCUUGUCUCCAACAAAACAAAAGCGGGUGCCGUCACAACGACGAGAACUACAUCCAUUGCGUGUCAACCAUUGAUGAUGCUUGCUACGUUGGUGAUCCAACCGUCCGUGAGUUCCAUGAAGCUUGCUCUGAGCAUCAUCUCUUGAAAGGCCAAGGAGUGGCAGGACAAGCCUUCUUGACCAACGGUCCUUGCUUUUCCCCUGAUGUCUCUAACUACAAGAAGUCAGAGUACCCUCUCUCUCACCAUGCUAAUAUGUACGGUUUACAUGGCGCUGUUGCUAUACGCCUGCGCUGCAUCCACACUGGCUCUGCUGAUUUCGUAUUGGAGUUCUUUUUGCCUAAGGACUGUGAUAAUUUAGAGGAGCAGAGGAAAAUGUUGAAUGCUCUUUCUACCAUUAUGGCUCAUGUGCCUAGAAGCUUGAGGACUGUUACGGAUAAGGAGCUAGAAGAAGAGAGUGAAGUGAUAGAGAGGGAGGAGAUAGUAACGCCAAAGAUAGAGAACGCACAGGAGAUACAUCAUCAGGGUCUUGGAAUGGUAUUUGAUGGGGGAGACAAGCCAAGUGAUGGGUUUGGUUUGAAAAGAAGUUUUGAUUACACCAGAGAGGCUCAUAUCAAUGAGAGCAGCACUUUCACAAGUGGUGGUUUCAGUAGUAUGGCUGAGAAAAAACGUACAAAAGCGGAUAAAACCAUCACGUUGGAUGUUCUUAGACAGUAUUUUGCAGGGAGUCUGAAAGAUGCAGCCAAGAGUAUUGGUGUUUGUCCAACGACGUUGAAGAGGAUAUGCAGGCAACAUGGUAUACAGAGAUGGCCAUCAAGAAAGAUAAAGAAAGUGGGACAUUCUCUACAAAAGAUCCAACGAGUGAUUGAUUCUGUUGAAGGUGUUUCAGGUCCUCUUCCUAUAGGCUCCUUUUACGCGAACUUCCCCAACUUAGAACCAUCCCAACAAGCUAAAACCUCACCUCCUCCUCCUCCACCGUUACAGCUUUCAAAGUCACCUGUUUCCCAAUACAGUCACAGUUCAAGCUCUAGCCAAUGUUGUUCCAGCGAAACCCAACUAAACAGCAGCGCAACAGCCCAUCCUUCUCAACCUGAAACUUUCAAGAAGGUGAGCAGCGAAAUCGAUCUUCAGAGUUCAAGUCUUGACCAGACAGUACUGACUCUCUCUAGUUUAGAAAACAUCCCUCAUGGCACCAACUUGUUAUCAUCAUCAUCUCAAGAUGAUGACUCUCUGAGGAUUAAAGUUAGCUACGGAGAAGAGAAGAUCAGGUUCAGGAUGAAGAACUCACGGAGGCUAAGUGAUCUACUGUGGGAGAUAGGGAAGAGGUUUAGCAUAGAGGAUAUGAGCAGGUAUGAUCUAAAGUACUUAGAUGAAGACAAUGAAUGGGUUUUGUUGACAUGUGAUGAAGAUGUAGAAGAGUGUGUAGAUGUUUGCAGAACCACACCGAGUCAUACCAUUAAGCUUCUGCUUCAUGCUUCUUCUCAUCUUUUGCCUGAACGUUCUUCACCUACAGGUUACACUUUAUGGCAAUGACUAUAAAGAAGAGUUUAUAGGACAUGGCACAAAAGCUUGUGCCAUUGUGUUCUGUUAUAAUUGUUCAUAAAAUUUAAAUGUUGUGCUUCUUUUUUUUUGUUGGAAAGGAUUGUUAGGAGAUGCUUUGUGUUUUGUUUUAUAAAACGCAGCAGAGAGAAGAAUAACAUGUAAAGAUCCUUUCUUCCUAAGAUAUUGAAGAUGUUUUUUUUCUUCUGUAAUUCCUUUGUCAAAUGUAGAUAUAUUAAAG
Messenger RNA from Eruca vesicaria subsp. sativa (arugula), 2872 nucleotides. NCBI's taxonomy places the organism in Eukaryota, Viridiplantae, Streptophyta, Magnoliopsida, Brassicales, Brassicaceae. The record is from the annotation of a GenBank genome assembly.